UUCAGUAAGUUUCUUCCCCCUGAGCGUGCAAAACCUUGCCAAGGUCACGAGUCGCCCGCAGCUCAGAUCUUCCCUACAGCAGCAUCCAACUUGUUUGUCACUUACCAUCCAGUUCAACAUGGCAACUCGAUGGGGACUCUGCGGAGCGGGAAAGAUCAGCCAUGACUUCAGCGUGGCCAUGAAGACGCUGCCCCGCGAGGAUCAUCAGAUAGCUGCGAUUGCAUCGAGAAGCAAGGCUCGAGCUCAGGAUUUCGCUAAAAAACACAGUGUUCCUAAGUCUUACGGCAGCUACGAGGAGCUGGCCAGCGAUCCGGACAUCGACAUCGUGUACCUGGGGGUCCUGCACACGGAGCACUGGCGAGUCGGCCUUCUCUUCCUCAGAGCCGGGAAGAACGUGCUGUGUGAGAAACCUUUCGCUAUGAACUCCAGUCAGGUGAAAGACCUCGUCGCGGCGGCCAAGAAAAACAACGUCUUCCUGAUGGAGGCCAUCUGGUCCCGCUGCUUCCCGGUCUAUGCUGAGGUGCGCCGGCUGCUGGCAGAGGAAGCGGUCGGGGAGGUGAAGCUGGUGAAGAGCUACUUCGGCUCCCCUCAGCUCCACAUUCCCCGCUCGGUGCAGAAGGAGCUGGGCGGAGGAGCCCUGCUGGAUAUCGGCGUUUACUGCCUGCAGUUUGUGCUGAUGGUGUUCGACGGCGAAAGGCCAGAGUCCAUCCAGGCCACGGGGGCGCUGCUCGACUCGGGAGUGGACGAGUCGGUGGUUGUGGUCAUGAAGUUCUCCAGGAGCAGGAUGGCCGUCUGCACCUUUUCAAUCGCCGCUCGACUUCCCAAUGACGCCGUCAUCAGCGGCACCAAGGGCUCCGUAGAGGUCCGAGGGCCCAUGCACUGCCCCACCACGCUGGUGCUGAAUGGUAAAAAAGCCGAGUACCCUCUGCCUGAACCUUGCCUCCCUCUAAACUUCACAAACAGCACUGGGCUCCGUUACGAAGCCGAGGAAGUGAGGCGAUGCCUGCUCGGAGGACUUAAGGAGAGCCCACGGAUGCCUCUGGCGGACUCCGUCUUACUGACGGAGCUCAUGGAUGAAAUCAGGAAACAGGUGGGAGUCGUCUUCGGACAAGACAGCCAGUGACAUCACUCCAGAGCAGAGCUGCUUCCCGUCACCGGUAGUAAACCCACUCAGGUGGAGCGGAGGGAGUUUCUUAAUGCGGGGCUUCAGAUGGUUGGAAUAAACAUGCCGGGCACGCCUCGGAGGGAUGAGCCCGAGCACACGCCGUGGAUAUCGCAGCAGUUGUGACUUGCUGUUAUAAUAAAGAUCAGUAGAUUAUCAGAACGUAUAAAUCGAGGGUUUUACACUCCAUAUAGUCUUUUCUUUCCAUCCUGAAUCAAUCCAUUCUGCUGUUACUGUUCCUGACAAAUUGAAAAGAUUAGAAACAGGGAAGAAAAAAAAAAAGAUCAUGUCUGAAAUAAAUCACACUGCAAAACAGAGCAACUUUGUUGU
This is a messenger RNA of Cololabis saira (Pacific saury), 1492 nucleotides long. It is a transcript of the gene dhdh.1, whose product is annotated as dihydrodiol dehydrogenase, tandem duplicate 1. Lineage: Eukaryota; Metazoa; Chordata; Actinopteri; Beloniformes; Belonidae. The coding region runs from base 119 to 1123 and encodes 334 amino acids. The record is from RefSeq and is a predicted model, not a curated record. Gene Ontology annotation, molecular function: nucleotide binding. The transcript has 7 exons.